AUGGCAUCUGCCAUCGAGACCUCGCCGCAGAUGCACUCCCCUCAUGCCGCCGAGGGCAGGCGACCAAGAGGCACGCCCACUCGCAUCCUGAAGAAUUCAUCACGCCGCAAGUCCUCGCCGCCCGUCUCCCCUCAGCAGCGGGAGCGGUCCAUGUCAGGCAGGGAAGUGACGCUCGCCAACACGCAAAUCAACGCCGGGCGAAGCUCCUCCUCGACCACAGGCCGGCCCCUCGGCUCUCGUCGCCAGUCGGCCGCGAGCAACCACCCGGACGACCUGCCCGAGGGUUCGCAGCGCCUCAAGUGGGACGAGGCAAACCUCUACCUCACCGAGCAGGAGCGCACGUCGACGAUGAAGAUUACGGAACCAAAGACGCCCUAUGCCAAGCACUACGACCCGGCCGAAGAUCCGUCCGACGACGACGAGGCCCCCCCGCGCGAUUACAUGGAGGCUGGUGGUUCUCUCCGCAAGGCUGCAGGCGCGCGCGCUGAAGACGACAUUCCGGGUCUUAGUCUGGGCGAACCGGAAGAGGAGGUCCCGGAAGGCCAAGCGGGGGCAGAGGCGGACGGCGAGGCCUUUCCACGCACCGGCUCGGAGAAGAGCGUUCAUGUGGAGCCCGAAGACGCCACCCCCAGCGCCGAAGACGAGAUGCUGGGCCUUUCGCCCGAGGAGCGGGAGAAGCACCGCAAGUUCGAAGCACUACGCAAGAAGCACUACGAGAUGAAGAACGUCGCGCAGCUGCUGGGGCAUCCCGAGUACAUCCCCGAGGACGAGGACGAUGACGAGGGCAGUCGAAUGCCGCCACCGCUGCCCAACGGUUCCGCCUAG
Drechmeria coniospora is the source of this 825-nucleotide messenger RNA. Its product is annotated as putative Glc8 protein. The record is from RefSeq and is a predicted model, not a curated record. Gene Ontology annotation, molecular function: protein phosphatase inhibitor activity. NCBI's taxonomy places the organism in Eukaryota, Fungi, Ascomycota, Sordariomycetes, Hypocreales, Ophiocordycipitaceae. Gene Ontology annotation, biological process: regulation of signal transduction. The coding region runs from base 1 to 825 and encodes 274 amino acids. The transcript has 2 exons.